Acanthopagrus latus (yellowfin seabream) is the source of this 3845-nucleotide messenger RNA. It is a transcript of the gene adrb2a, whose product is annotated as adrenoceptor beta 2, surface a. Lineage: Eukaryota; Metazoa; Chordata; Actinopteri; Spariformes; Sparidae. The coding region runs from base 283 to 1533 and encodes 416 amino acids. The transcript has 2 exons. Gene Ontology annotation, molecular function: norepinephrine binding; beta2-adrenergic receptor activity. The record is from RefSeq and is a predicted model, not a curated record. Gene Ontology annotation, biological process: norepinephrine-epinephrine-mediated vasodilation involved in regulation of systemic arterial blood pressure; adenylate cyclase-activating adrenergic receptor signaling pathway; negative regulation of smooth muscle contraction. Gene Ontology annotation, cellular component: membrane.
CUUGGGAGCUCUCAGCACCCUCCGCAGGCGGGCUGUGUGAUUGGCUGAGCCCUGACCAUGAUGUCAUCACUGCAUGUUAUAAGGGCUCUGACAAAUAGCCCGGGAGACACAUUAGAAGAAACACUGCUCCACUGAGGGACUGAGUGAGGGGGCUCACGGAGAUUAAGAAUAACAGUCGGCCGGCAGAAGGACAUGUGACAGUGAAUACUUGUCAGGAAGUACCUGAACAGUGACAUUUCUACUUUUUAUGGGAGGCAGGAAAGCAAACAGCAACCUGUGGAGAUGGGAAGUGCAACCCCCCCAGGGUACCUUAAUCUGAGCACAGAGAUGGUCACCACACCAGCCCCGGCAAAGCAAGAGGAGAGUUACAGCGAGGCAACAAUGAUCCUGCUGGGCAUGAUCAUGUCCUUACUCGUCUUGUGCAUCGUCUUUGGGAACAUCCUGGUCAUUACAGCCAUCGCCCGCUUCCAGCGUCUCCAAAAUGUUACCAACUGUUUCAUCACAUCCUUGGCCUGCGCUGACCUGGUCAUGGGUCUUAUUGUGAUUCCUUUUGGUGCCUGUUACAUCAUCUUCAAGACUUGGCACUUUGGUAGUUUCUGGUGUGAGUUCUGGACUGCGACCGACGUGCUCUGCGUGACGGCAAGCAUCGAGACCCUGUGCGUCAUAGCUAUAGACCGUUACUUGGCCAUCACUUCUCCCUUCCGCUACCAGUCCAUGCUGACCAAGUGCAGAGCCCGCAUUGUGGUGGUGCUGGUGUGGGUGAUAGCCGCCUUGAUAUCUUUCCUGCCCAUCCACAUGAAGUGGUGGAUAUCAGAUGAUGACGAUGCUAAGAAGUGCAUAAAGGACAUUAACUGCUGCGAGUUCUCCACCAACAUGGCUUACGCCAUCACCUCCUCCAUCAUUUCCUUCUACAUCCCAUUGGUCAUCAUGGUUUUUGUCUACAGCCGUGUUUUCCAGGAGGCGAAGCGCCAGCUCAAGAAGAUUGACCAAAGCGUUGGACGUUUCCAUAACAGCGACAAUAGCAACCUCAACUCUCUGGAGGCCAACAAUGGGCGUGGCCAGAAGAAGGCCAAGUUCUGCCUGCGAGAGCACAAAGCCCUAAAGACCCUGGGCAUCAUCAUGGGGAUCUUCACUCUGUGCUGGCUGCCCUUCUUCCUGCUCAACGUGGUGGUGGCCAUAUGGAAGGAGCAGCACAACGACCUCGCCUUCAGGAUACUGAACUGGAUAGGAUACGCAAACUCUGCCUUCAACCCGCUCAUUUACUGUCGGAGUCCAGAGUUCAGGUAUGCUUUCAAGGAAAUCCUCUGCAUGAAGAGGAACCGCCUCAGCAACCCGGGGCCCGUGAACGGAUACAUCUACAGCCGGCACAGCUGGCAAAGCGAGCAGCAAGGGAGGAGUAAAGGCAGCUCGGAGGACAGCGACACCAAUGAAGGGUGUCUGGGGAAGGGAGCGGGGGUCUGCAGUGUGGACAGAACGGUGGACCCCAACGGGAAUUGCAGCAAAGGCCUGUCGACUGUAACUACUGUCCUUUAAACUAGGAUCCCUAAGAAGGCCAAUCCAGAUGUGUUUACACUGCUAUCAUAAAGGUUUUUUCAAAUUGACCCGUGAAGGUAAGACCAGUCGACGUGACUGGUGGCGUCUCUGAAGACUGCUUUAAAAAAUAAUCAUGAUCAGCUAAGGAGAGUAUUCCUCUUUCUAAUACUGUAGGUAGAGCCCUUUUCCUUUUGUUACAUUUAAUGUUUAAUUUCCAUCUACCUCAUUGCACUUUUCUUUUAUUUUAAAUUUGUUUUUCUAGACUGGCUGUCAAAAUAGAUCACAUAAACUCACUGUCCACAGGAGGACAAUAUCUCAGCUGGGUAUUUAUGCUACUAAAUGGUCUGUGCAUUGUUAUAACUGCUAAUGAUCUGGCUCCAAUUGAAUUUGUGAGCAUGUGUUUUUAUCUCUUGGUCAACUGUCUCGGAACACACUAACAUAAAAAAUAGUUUUUAAAAUUCAAAGUCACUGUUGUCGGAGGCCAUGAAUUCCAUUCGGCGCGGACAGUGAGCUCUUAUUUCCAUCAGAAUAUGCACGAGGAGCACGGAAGGGUCAAACUUAAUGCCUCUUUGGUGCUUUUGUUUCGAUGGAACACAUUCCAAAUCAAAGAAAAAAAAAUGUAAAUUGGCUUCAUUUUGGUUUCAUUUUUCUUUGAUGUGCUGCCUCAGUGUGAAAGAUGAUCAACAACAGGUGUGGCAGAACCUGUCUCUCUCCCUCUCUCUCGUGCUGUCUGUCUGUCUGUCUGUCUCUCCCCUCGCUGCUCAGCAAUGCUGCGAGGCCCUCCUCCGUGCUCUAGUGUUUUACAACCUGUUGCUUGGGAGUUUCUGUUGCCAGCAGAUAGCACCUGAGAUAUGAACUUUUCUGCAUGCCACUGCUGAGCAAUGAGAAACGCCUGGGGUUAUCCUCUGCUAGUGAAAUAGUAAAAUGUGCAAGUUCAUAUACAUUAUAUACUCAGCCAGAUUCCAUUAUCAGCCCUGAAGAUGAUAUCUGAUAUCCUUCUCUGCGGAUGGUUAAUGUGGUUAAUCCUGGGUUUUAAAGCUUGCAGCUGUCAUAUGAGUGAAUUCAAAUGAAUUUCUUUGAAAGUUUGCAACUGCACAACCCGCAAGUCCUGUCUUGCACUCGGUCCUUGGGUUCAUCUGUGCAACACAAAAUCAGUUUUUAGUACAUUAUGUAGCCAUCACGUAAGCAAAACGCAAACUAUUCACCCUCUGUCCCCGCUCUAUGGAUCCCCUUUGUUGCACAGGCCGUGUUUGUUUAUUACGUUAUGUGGUCGCUGCGUUUCAGCAUCUGCUGUGUUUACUGAAACCGGAGAGGCAGUUUCCUCAGUCAUGGCACAAGGGUACAAACCACACACACAAUAAUAAACAGUGUGUCAAAAUAGCCGAGUGAUAACAAAGUUCCAGGCCGAGAUGAUAAAACGGUCCUGAGCCGCGCACCUUUCUCACCGCUCCCUGACAUUUCCCAGAGUCCCCUCACUGUAAACGGAUGUCUCCAUCUCUAUGAAAUCCGUGUCACAUUUUGAGGAGACGGUGCCUCAGCUGUUCCAGUUGUUUCAGUCAAUUUACUUCAGCCUGCUUGGUUUGCGGUCUCCAGGAAAUGCUGAGCCCAGCCCGAUAAACACGAACAAAUCCAUUAUCUCUUCUGGUUUGCUGGGGCAUCAGAUAGCGCCGUUGCAAAAACAACGCCGGAAAUAGGUUGGCUGAUAACAAAAGUCACCGAUUUACAGGUUGUUACGAGGUCCAACUGGCUGACCUGAAAUGAGACUCACUAAUUUUAUCACCCAUUGUAAAGGGGCACUAUGUAUUUUUGCAGAAAGAAAUGAAAGCUCUGAAUUUGAAUAUUUACAAUAUUAAUGAGGUAGUAAUACAAGCUCAUAAGUAUACAUGUUUUAAUACACUACACAAUAAGCUCCCCAGUUUGAAGCUGGAAAGGUGGCAGGGUCCAAAUAUAAACAGUGAAUCAGUAUGAAACUGUGUCGCCCUUUAAGGUCAAUGGAGAUAUUUCUCUCUGAUUAAAGUUUCCUCCCCAGAAAUACAUAGUGCAGCUUUAAGAUCACAUGCUUUUGUCACAGGAAUGUCGUCCUUUGACUGCGGCAAGCAUUAAUGAAAGGUGAGCAGGUGAGCAGCAGUGCACGGCUUUCAUCAGAUGACUUUUCCCCCACUAAAUAGCUGCACUGUAAGACCAUUAAACUGAAGGGCAGGAACCGAGGUGUUGUUGCAGAUGUAACCCCCGUUCUGAAGUCUGUUUGGCAAUCUUGCACAUGUUCUAAUCAAAGUGACAGCACGCUAAAUGUGGCUACUGAAGACGGAGGG